Messenger RNA from Colletotrichum karsti, 2844 nucleotides. RefSeq lists its product as uncharacterized. NCBI's taxonomy places the organism in Eukaryota, Fungi, Ascomycota, Sordariomycetes, Glomerellales, Glomerellaceae. The transcript is spliced from 2 exons. Bases 1 to 2844 code for a protein of 947 amino acids. The record is from RefSeq and is a predicted model, not a curated record.
AUGCCUAGAUUCUCAGUCGCUUUUGGAAGGCGGCGAUCGACCGUCAACUCGGAGGAGUUCCUCCAGAAUGGGCCGGUAGCAACGGGGGAUCAGCAACAACAGCAAUCCUCCUUCCGCGUGUUGGAGAGAACAGAGGUUGGGGGCAACAAGUCGUUUGACGGAGGACACAGGCUGCUCAAGGCCGCGACGACAGCUAUUCCACCCAAGUACGACCUGUCUUUGGAGGACAACAUGUUUGCAGACGUGAAAAACAAUCGCAACGUCUCGACCACACCGUCUUCGGCUGACCUCGGUGCCCAAGGGCCUCAGGAAGAAUGGAGAAACUCGAUUAAGAAAUCUCAUACCGACCUGCCAGCUCCCAAGCACAGUUCUGGCGGAUUCCUCAGCAAAGCCGGCAGGACCUUUUCCUUUGGCGGUCAGAAGAAGAACCAAGCCUCCGUCUCUUCCGUUGACGACCAUCCUCUGCCUCCGCCGCCCUUGCCCACCCAGGCCUCGGAGGACGACCUCAGCCGCAGACCGAGAGGCCUGACAUCCUCCACGGCCAGCACGGCCACGCCUCCAAAGCUCAGCGAGGAGGAAUUCAACCUUAACCUCGGCGGUGAUUUUGGUAACAUGUUCAAGGGGUCUGGAUUUGACAAGAGAGCUAGCCAAAUGACGCUUCAAGGCAACGACAAGUCCAAUCUGGGACCUCGCUCCCUAACCUCCAACAGAGUCAAUCAACCUCAACCCUCCCCCAUCAAGAUUGAUAAGUCCAUCAAAGUCGAGGCCUCGCCCUAUUCAUGGAGCAGCCAACACUCCAACGACAACCUGCUUCACGACGACAACAUGUUCCGAUCUGGCCCCGGAUCUCCCACCAACACUGACCGCACAACUGUACCGCCACCAGUGCCCCGUCACGCCUCGCCGCUGGCCUUCCGUAAUAACGUACCAUCUGACAUCGUCGAAGAUGAGGAUGCGAAGUUGCUGAAGGACUCGAUUAAUGCCAGCCGAUUCCUCGGCAACCACCAACCCAGCAACCCGUCUCCGCCGGGAAGAUUCCGCAGAAACGAGGACACAUUCUCAACAGGGUGGGAUGAUGCAGGUAGCAAAAGGGAGGAGGAAAACAUGUUUGAAAACACCGCGACCCGCCCACCGAAGCCUACGCACCACUACAGCUCCGGCAGUGGUAGCAACCCGAGCCCCCCUCGAAACAAAGUCAUGACUCCCGCCGAGUUCGAGAAGUAUCGAAAAGACAAAGAACGCCGCGACAGCACCAGCGAGACGGUGAAGGCAUCGAACGAGAGCCGAGAUGACGACGACGACCAGUACGAGGACGACGAGGAUGACAUUGAAAAGGCAAAGCUGGCUGCUAAGCAGAGGAGGAAGCAAGAGGCACACAUGGCAGUUUACCGACAGCAGAUGAUGAAGGUGACGGGCGAACAGCCGAACCUACCGUCAGAGCAUACUGCCCGGCCCAGCCUGCCCAUGUCUCUCAGCACGCCCAACCUAGCCGUGCCGCCCGGCCCUCUCACCGGCAAAUCGGACGGCUCGGAAGAGGAGGACGAGGGAAUUCCGCUUGCCAUUCUCGCCGCACACGGCUUCCCGAACAAGAACAAGCCGCCGGCACGUCUUAUGAACAUGGCUUCGAACCCUGAUCUGCGAUCCUCCAUGCAGUCACAAUCCGCUCAACCUCAGCGGCCGGGGUCAAGUAUGGGUGAAGGUGCCGGUGCAAGGGGGUCUGGCGGCCAUCUUCCUGCUUUUGCUCGGAAGCUGCCCCAGGACCCGUUCCUUGGUGCCGGUCUCAUCAACGCCCCUCCGCGCGAGUCGUUGACUUUCGGCGGCGGCUCACCACUGCCAGGUGCUGCUCCUCCAGCCGUGCCCAUGGGUGGUCUCGUCGGUGUCAUCGCCAGCGAAGAGCGCUCCAGAGCCAUGCGCAGAGGCAGCCCCAACAUUGAGGCGCAGAACGUCAAUCCUUUCACCGGUGCCCCGGUCGACCCUGCUGCGGGACUUCCGCCGCAGAUGAUGUACAGCAACAUGAACGGCAUGAAUGGCGGAAUGAACAACGGCAUGAACGGUAUGAAUGGCGGCAUGGGUGGUAUGGGACAGAUGGGCGGUAUGGGUGGUAUGGGCGGCAUGCCCCAGAUGCCUCAAAUGCCUCAGAUGCCCCAGAUGCCCCAGAUGAUGCUCACCCCAGGAGACCAGGCGCAGAUCCAGAUGACCCAGCAGAUGCAGCAAUUCAUGCAGAUGCAGAUGCAGUUCAUGCAGAUGAUGGCCACGCCAAACCAGCAAAACAUGAACAUGAACAUGAACAAUGGUAUGGCAAGGCCGAUGAGCCACGUGAUGACGCCGUCGAUCAACGACAGCCAGCGGCAGUCAUUCUUCGGCGACUCGAUGCUGGAGCCGCCCCAACUCGACUCUCGUUCGAGAACUAUGAGCAUGGUCCAGCCCAGCUCGGCCUCGUGGAUCCAGCCCGUCGGCGGGUACACACCGUCCAUCCAUGGAGGCAUGGGCGGCGGCGGUUACGCGCCCAGCAUCCACGCGCAAGGCGCCGGGUAUGCCCCCUCGAUCGCACCCUCGGAGCGAAGCAACGUGGGCUUACCAGGGCGUUACAGACCAGUGACGCACGCUCCCCAACCCUUGGACUCGGGCCGGCGAAUGUCAGUCAUGUCAGGCGCCGCGGGAUGGGAUGAGGCGCCCAAGGUUAUGCAGCAGGAGAACAAGAUGGCAUCGCAGAAGUCGGGCAACCCCUCGGACGACGACGAUGAGGAGGGAUGGGCGGCGAUGAAGGCCAAGAAGGAGAAGAAGCGGUCUCUGUGGAAGACGAAGAAGAGUAUCGGCAGCGAGAUCGGUGCAUUGAUCUCCUAA